CCAACGAUCCAGCUCCAAGUGUAAACAAUGGAAGAGAUUAAUAACGUUGACGUCACUCCGUGCACAGAGUCCGAUUAUCUGAAACCGCUCCGGGUGCACUAUAACCAGAAUGGCACCAAGAAAUCCUGGGACUUCAUGCGAACCCACGAUAGUGUGUCAGUGUUGAUCUUCAACACCAGCUCACACUGUUUUGUCCUCGUCAAGCAGUUCCGCCCAGCUGUGUACAUGUGCGAGUGGGAAAGGACCAAGACGCAGCCGCCUCAGUCGCCUGAAAACACCGAGGAGGGCGUCUCCGAAGCCACCGAACCCGCUGCUGCCGAGUCCCAGGAGGGCCCGUCGGCGGUAGAGGGGGAGGGCUCUUCUGAGCGGCCCCCGGCCUCAGCGGGGGUCACCUACGAGCUCUGCGCCGGACUGGUGGACAAACCCAAUCUGUCUCUGGAGGAGAUCGCCCGGCAGGAGGUGCUGGAGGAGUGUGGCUACGAUGUGCCGGCCUCUAAACUGAAGAGGAUUACUUCUUACAGGUCUGGCGUCGGUGUAACGGGCGCCAAGCAGACGAUGUUUUACGCCGAGGUGUCUGAUGACAACUGCGUGAGUGCAGGUGGAGGUGAGCCGCGGGAGGGCGAGCUUAUCGAGGUGGUCAAAGUCCCGCUGCACGAGGCCAUGACGUUUGCCUAUGACGAGCGUAUACCCAAAACCAUGGGCAUAAUUUUUAGUUUCAUCUGGUUCCAUAAUAACAUGUCUCCCAAGUACAAGAUCUCCACCAAUGUGUAACGAACCAACUGUCUCCAUACCGUUAAUUCCAAAUUAAAUCAAACACUGGCCCAGCACAUCCGCCCUCUCCCUCAUGGCUCUUCAUCCUGUCUUGCCUUUUUGCUUAUUGGUACAUGAUGAAAGGUGGGCCCCUGGUCUUGUUGCCAACAGGUAUCUUUAAAUUUUGUCAUGUUUACCUUUCUAAGUUUCAUGUGGUCUUAAUAUUUUCCCUCAAAAAAAAUUUGCCAUAGCUGGUUGUCACUGGCACAUUUGUGUCUCUUCUUGAUGAUUUUUGUCAUGUGUUAAUCUUUUAAUUGACUGUGCCAUCUGUUUAUAAAUGGCUGCAUAUCACUGAUUUCAUUUGCCUGCCCUUGAUUAAAGGAACACUCCACUGCUCUUAGUGUAGGUUCCUGAAUGUUACCUGCAUUUAUAAACGUCAUAUACAUACACCUGAUAUUGGUGAUACAAAUAAAGCCAUUCGCCAUUCUGCUUGCAGUCAAAUAAACAAACUUGUCAAACACGUUUCAAGCAUUCCUACAACUCCCAGCAUUCAUUGCAAACUCGGUGAUGCUCACCAGCCAUGUGGCCCUGGUCAACCACAGUUUGCUAACUUUAGCACGUUGAUAUCUUCAUUGGAGUCGAUGCAAACAGCCUGACAAAGUGUGCAGGGGGGACUUUGCAUAUUAAUAUUAAAAUACACAUUGUAUGAACAAUAACUACUUUUUGUACUGGUCAUUCCAUGAACCAAUAAAGAUACAGAUAAGGUAACGAAGCUCAACCAAAUAGUGGAGUAUUCCUUUAAUCUAUGAUCCAGUAAUGCAAAAAACUAUGCUAGUCAAUGGUGGGGCCUUGUAACGAUUGAGGUGUUCGGUGUGUUUUUACCACCACUUGUUCAAGCAUGCCUCUUUUCUCUGAUCCACAGCCUUUAAGCAAUACUUCUGACAGUACCCUGGGCUAAACAAUCACUCAAUGUCACUGGAAUCAACUAGAGGUUAGAGACCUUCAUUAAGUCAAAGUAGUCGACGUAUUGGCAGACUUUUUCUUCGACAAGCCAAGUGGAAAAUGGGAUUUAGGUAUUUUUCCACUUCAAAGAAAAAGCAUAAGCCCGCCUGCCUGCACCGAAGGCUUCGCCUCACUUUUAUGUGCCAUUGUUCUCAAGCACAAUCCUGCAAAGGGUUACCGAUAUUCGGACUGUAACAUGUGAAUAGUUUUAAUUUAGUUUUUUUCAGUUUUGAAGGAAUUUUUUUUGCUCUCCGGUGCAUCAUUUUUUACAAAUAGUUUCCAUUACAAUGUCAUUUCGAGAAAGUUCCUUUUAUAGCCGGCAUGUCGAGGUAACAUUUUGAACACAUUGUGUAGGCGCAUAUUUAAAAGAACUUAAACCCAUCAAUAAGAUUGGUCAUAAUUCAUUUCAGAGGUUCUGCGUUGUAAAUCUCGGACGGUCAUUAACACACAAACCUUACUUCACAAAGUGAAUCUCAACAGCAGUUUGCCAAAAUCUCAGGUCCAAAUAGUCAAACUUUUGGUCAUAUUCAGGGUGGCUCUCUGGAUGUGAUGACCAGCACGUUUCUAUAUUAAUAUUUCAAAUUUAUUUGUAGGCCAAAUGCAACAUAGUUCUUACUAUUCUUAGUAUACGUUAUUAUUUUUUCUUCAUUCUUAAAGGGCUGGUACUUCAUUUAUUAAUAAAUAUGUGAAAAGGAAGCAAUUCCCACACCUUGUAGUUUUCUUAAAAAUAUGCAAGUUCUGAAUCACCAUUUUUAGAAAAUAACCACUCUCAACAGAUAACACAUCUCAUUAUUUAUAUAUUAUUACUAUUAAUGACUAUCAAAAUAUAGUGAAAUUUUACGUUUAUUAAAAAAAUUAAAUAGAAAACAACUACAUGAAUAAUUUGGUUUGUUGACUACAACAUAAAAAUAAUGUAUGUUAGUUAUUUGUUCAACUGUAGUUCGAUGUUGAGAACACCUUGUAUAUAUAUAUUCCAACACAAACAACCAUAAUACAACUUCCUGUUGAUGUAUUUGUCUGAAGAAAUACUUUUUAUCCAGGAUUAAUUUACUUCCUCUGGCUUUUUUUAUUUUUUUUUAUCCUGAGAAAUAACUGACAAUCAAAUGUGAACAUUUGUCUACUUUUACCCAUAACACCUUGUGUUUUUUGGUCACUUGUCUUCAUGAGUGCGUUAGACGUGCUCCAGUGGUUCUCUUAGGAGAGGACUGACCGCCACUAUCAGGCCUCAACGCGACUUUAGCUCCUAAUUCAUUGUUUUUAUCGAACUGAAGAGAAUCAACCAAUCUCAACCAAACUAAACAUGUUUAACAUCCUGGAGUCAAAUAUAUACUCCCAGACUGUAUAGAAAUAUGUGAAGAACCCGUUAGCCAUAUCCAUCUCCCCGACACCCGGUCAUUGAGCUUCGGUAUCCGCCUUUCCGUCAAAGGUCAUUCCUUGAUGUAAGAUUGUAUAGUUUGCUGGAACUGCUUGAACACAUUUUAUUCUGUUAUCUUUCUUUGGGAGAAAGAUGUCUCAUUUUCUCAAAUGAUUCAUAUUCUCUCAAAUUAGCACCCGGACCUGAUGCCCAUCAUUAAUCAGAUUUUCUUUGUCUUUUUUGGUAACAAUCGUAAAUUUGGAUGAACGAUUUUGAGCGGAAACCAUCUACAGGAAAUAUCUACUAUAACACGUUUGGAAAAAUGUGUAUUGCACCUUUUUUAAAACCCAUGAAAUGACCAAUGGAUAACUUGUUAGUGCUACGUGUAGAGUUAAUUAAAACUAGACAUGUUUCCGUGAUCUUGAAGUUUUGCAUUGGAAGCUGUAUGGAAACGGCAAAGAUCAAUAAGACGUCCUCAAUUAUAGAAAUAACGUUUUAACUUCAAACGAAUGAUAAACGUUUUCUGCUGACUGCGUUUCCUCGAAUAUUCCCAUAACGCGCUGAGGCUCGUCUUCGUCCCCAGACAACAUGGAACUUGCCCAAUUGACACAAAUCCCUAAAGACCUCCUUCCUCUCGUAGAUGGUCAUGUGGCCGAGCCGGCUGGGUUUGUUUCCGGUUUGCAACCUCUACGGUUUUUUAUCCUAUUUACUGGCAGAUUAAAACAAAACACUUGACAAUCAACUUGUUAAUUGAAUGGAAACAUGGCUACUGUAACACUAACUGGGGUUUUAACCACACUUUACAUCAUGAUAACCAGCCAUCAUAAUAUCCUUAAAUAGUUAUUUACUUGGCACCAUAUCAUCAUCAGAUCCAUAACCUUCUUAUUUCCUCCAUAUUCUUCCAUGUGACCAACCUUUCUCUCAUCUUCAGUUGAACAGGUGGAUCUCAACACUUGUUGAGUUUAAUGGAGACCCUGAUGAAAGAUUCCCAAUGGUGCUCACAGAUUUCCAUCGUCCUGUUCUCGUCUGCUAUGAGAUGAACCUAUAGUGGCAAACAAUGAAGAUGGUGGUCACUUUUUGUCGCCCACAUUUUAAAUGGGUUAGCCAUAAUCAUUCCAAAAGUAAUACUCCUUUGUGUAUUUAACCCUUGUGUUGCCUUAGGGUCAUUUUGACCCGAAUCAAUAUUACACCCUCCCCCCGCCUUAGGAUUAAUUUGACCCCAUUCAAUGUUUAAUGUCGGUGUUCUUUCGGUAGUCAACAAACAAACAUAAAGUGCCUCACACUUAAACUUGGAAAACAAUAUUAAUUCUAAUAAUUUUCUGGAGGUUUUAAUUGCUGGCGUCAAAUUGAACCCAAAGGGUAAAAUAUGUUAGUAAAUAUAAAGGUAACAGGAGGGUGAAACAUUGAAUCGGGUCAAAAUGACCCAAAGGCGGGGGGAGGGUGUAAUAUUGAUUCGGGUCAAAAUGACCCUAAGGCAACACAAGGGUUAAAAAAAAAUCUCAGUUUGCUGUAAUUAGGCCAACUGCUUCUGAUCUGGCUUGAUGUAAACAAAGCCAUGUAGACGUGUGAGGCCAGUCGGUAACUCGAAUGUGGAGACCUGCCAUGUGACUUCUCUUUUGGCCAAACUAAUGUUUCUUUUUGAGGAAAGUUAGCGUGAGAACCUUCCCUCCAGCUAUCACCUGGAGGUUGAGUGCAUUUAGUGUACAUCGCGGGGGACAGACAGCCGCCUUAAAGAUUGACGAAUCACAAGUGGCAUCCACAAAAAUAGAUCGCCGCUGCAGGUGGCGACCGGCAUGGCGGCACUUUGGGUUCGGCUGGUUCAACCAACUUCUCUGUGGAGGCAGUUAAAUAUACAAUGGACAUUUAAAUGGAAGUGAGGCCUAUAUUUUAUUUUUGUUCAGCCUUCCACGUCAAAACUCGCAAAGCGGUCUGUUAUCAGACCCGCAGUCUAUUUUAUACUCUACCAUUUUUUUAUUAGUUUUAUAAGCUAUUCAGAUGCGACAGGCUAUGUUUUUAUAAUCUCAUUUAGUUUCACAAUUAUGCGUUAUUCUUUAUUUUUAUGAAAUGCAAACAAUUUAGGUUUUUUAAAAUUUCAUGUAAAGGUUGUUAAUGCUUGUGAUUGGCAGUGUUCUUGGAGAACUUGAAGGAAGCGUUUGACCUUUUAGAAAAUAUGCUUCUUUUUUUUGCUCAGAAAAUGAAGCUCCAGCCAGCAGCCGGCUAACGCUAAGCUAACCAACGACUGGCCGUAGCUUCGCGUUUACUUUUUACGGCCCGUGAGAGUGAUAUCGGCAUGAAACCGUAUCGCCCCAAAUGUCGAACUAUUCCUUGAAGUCUCCCACCGCGACAAUCCUGACCUUCCCCUCUACGACGAAAGUAAAGGCGCUUUUGACAGUCCAGAGUGAGGUUGCAGACGGUGCCAAUGGUUAAGCCAUACGCUACUUCUAUAAUAAAACACUAAUACAUGAGGUAGGUAAAUGGUUGUUUGAUUAAUCUUGCCUCUGCUGGAAACGAACCUUUAACCCAGCAUUUCUACCUCCAUCUCUCAGGCACAUAAGGAGAAUAUUUCGUGUCCGUUAGCUUUAUAAGGCGCUGACGUAUCCAAUGCUCAAUGUCAGAAACAGUCAGUGGUUCUGUGACAGAAUACUUAAUUCAUUGCUACCAGACUUUUAUAGCUGUACCCCCAUGGCUAUGCUGUAGUUGCUUCUUCAACUGUGAUCGUGUUUUCCUUUUUCUUCUGUUCAUGGUUUGUGCUCCGUUUGACGGCCACUUGCUGUAUUUUCAGUUCAACGUGAACCUGUUUUUAAAGGUGCAAUGUGUAGUAUUCUCUUAUUGCAGUUAAAUCGGACCUUAAAUCAAACAUUACCUCUGGUGUUCUACUCAACAAUACUUCAUUUGUUGGGAAAGUCACUUGAUUUUGGGGGAAGUUGAUGAUGUUUGCUUCUUUAUUGGCAGACUGGUAGCUGAACAUUCAGAAGCAACAAGGGGAAGAUAAUCAGAUUUACUGCUUUUAGCCGUUCAUAGUGAUUAUAAAGUGUAGCACAUGUUAUUCUGUUUGGUAGUUUAAUAUUCAGCUAAAAUCCUACACAUAAUACCUUUUAAGUAAAAUGAGCAUAAUGAUUUUUCUCAUGGUAAUGACGGAGAAACUUGUCCAAUUGUGUUUUUGUUUUUUUUACUGAAUUUGUGUUUUAAAAAACCCAAAAAAUAUUUUCUGGAAAAAAAAGUACAAACACUAUUACAAACUUUGAAUUUAUCAUGCUUUUUAAUUUUUAUUUUUUUGCUGUCUUAAAAGUGUAUACUCAUUGUGGGCAGUGUUUUAAGUAAUGUUUAAAUUUUGUUAAUUUAUUACCUAAAUGUUGAAAUAUUAAAACUUUUAAAACAUGACACUUGGUACGAACAUACAGUCUAUAUUUAAAUAUGAUACUUUGCAUGUGCACUAACUGUUGGAUUAAACUGCAUUAAAUUGAAAUAAAAUGGGUUUCAUGCCCAAAAUUACAUUUU
Molecule: messenger RNA, 6604 nt
Organism: Pseudoliparis swirei
Lineage: Eukaryota; Metazoa; Chordata; Actinopteri; Perciformes; Liparidae
Gene: nudt14
Product: nudix (nucleoside diphosphate linked moiety X)-type motif 14
Exons: 5
Coding region: 28-771 (247 amino acids)
Biological process (GO): nucleoside phosphate metabolic process; ribose phosphate metabolic process
Molecular function (GO): metal ion binding; UDP-sugar diphosphatase activity
Source: RefSeq, a predicted model, not a curated record